ACUUCUUUUUUAGUCCUUCUUUAAAUUAAUUUUCUCAUUCUCUCUCUCUCUUUCUCUUUUCUGUGUUUUUCCAAAUCAAAAAAUACCAAAACCAACUGCGUAGCGUAAUAACCCCAAAAUUACAUCAUCGUUGCGGACAUUGUUGUUUUAUUUUUCUUAAAUAAUGGAAACUAUGUGUUUAAAAACAGGGAUAGUUCCCUCCAUCUCAAUCGGUGGUUCAUUAGAUACACGCGCCGCCCCAUCUCACGUGUCCACGGUGGCUCGUUCCGCCGCUGAGAAACAACCUUCUCAAAAAUCUCUAUUUUCUAGAUUCUCAUUCAGAUACCCAUUGGAAUCUCUAUGGCCGAAACAACGUUGUUCCACGAAUACAACGUUCAGUGGAUUGUCCCUCGACGACGCCGUUUUAUCGGAUAACAGAGAUACGGCAAAAGCCGUUAGAGAUGACGGCGACGAGGCGCAGAGUGGAAACUGGGUUUUGAAGAUUUUGCAUGUGAAGUCUGUGUGGAAAGGGGAACAAGGGAAUGAUGACGAUGAUGAAAAGGAAGGAAUUGACAACGAUCAAAACAAUGAUGAUGGUGAUGAGGUGUGUGAUACUUGCGCGGUUGAUAAUGAUGAAAAAGAACAGGAUUUUCAAUUUGAUAGAGACUCGUUUUCUAAAAUGCUACGAAGGGUGUCUUUGGGUGAAGCUAGAUUGUAUGCGCAGAUGUCACAUUUGGGAAGCUUGGCUUAUUCUAUACCUAAAAUCAAGCCAGGGAAACUCUUGAAACAUUAUGGUCUGCGUUUUGUAACUUCAUCGCUAGAGAAAAAGGAAUUGGCAGCAAAAUCUGAGAAAAUUCCACAGGAAGUUGAAAGUAAAGAGAAGCAAGAAGAAACAAAGGAGGCAAAUAAUGGCGGAUAUAGGAUAAGUGCAUCAACUGCUUAUAACAUUGCUGCUUCUGCAGCCUCUUAUCUUCAUGCUCAAACGAGGAGCAUACUUCCAUUCAAAUCUUCAAAUGCGAUGGCUGGUGAAGGAAGCAAUGAAAGCCUUCACAAUAUUAACAUGAUGAACACAGAGGUGGCGUCUUUGAUGGCAACUACUGAUUCAGUUACAGCAGUGGUUGCAGCAAAGGAGGAAGUAAAGCAGGCCGUUGCAGAUGAUCUGAACUCAACUCGUUCAUCACCCUGCGAAUGGUUCAUCUGCGAUGAUAAUCAGAGUGGUACAAGAUUUUUUGUUAUUCAGGGUUCAGAGUCGUUAGCAUCUUGGCAAGCAAACCUGCUUUUUGAGCCCAUUAAAUUUGAGGGCUUGGAUAUCCUUGUGCACAGAGGUAUAUACGAGGCUGCAAAAGGGAUAUAUCAACAAAUGUUGCCGGAAGUUCACGCCCAUCUAAAAUCUCGAGGUUCUCGUGCAACUUUUCGUUUCACCGGACAUUCUCUUGGUGGAAGCUUGGCAUUACUCGUAAAUCUUAUGCUCUUCAUAAGACAAGAAGUACCGACCUCCUCUCUACUUCCCGUGGUAACUUUCGGUUCCCCUUCCAUUAUGUGUGGAGGUGACACUCUGCUAGACAAGCUGGGUCUACCACGAAGUCAUGUUCAGGCAAUUAUAAUGCACCGAGACAUAGUACCACGAGCAUUUUCUUGCAAUUACCCUGACCAUGUUGCGAAAAUCUUGAAGGCUAUCAAUGCGAAUUUUCGAAAUCACCCAUGUCUCAAUAACCAAAAGCUACUAUAUACACCAAUGGGGGAACUAUUGAUUCUACAACCAGAUGAGAAGUUUUCACCAAGCCAUCAUCUUCUACCACAAGGAAGUGGUCUAUAUCUUCUGUGUUGUCCUUUGUCAGAAUCGAACGACACAGAGAAGAAGCUCCGAGCCGCGCAGUUGGUGUUCUUGAACACACCUCAUCCACUGGAGAUAUUAAGCGAUCGAUCUGCAUAUGGAUCUGGAGGAAGCAUACAAAGAGAUCAUGACAUGAACUCCUACUUAAAGACAGUGAGGAGUGUAAUUCGCCAAGAACUUAAUCAAAUCCGAAAAUCAAUGAGAGACAAAAGGCGCAAAGUAUGGUGGCCUCUUGUAUUACCGCGGAGAGUCGACGGCAUUGUUGUCGGGAGGUCUAUGGUAUCGGUCAAUAUCGGUCAACGCCAGUCACCCUUCUCUGGCAUGAUAAAGACAGGAAGAGAGUCCUUGAAGAGGUUCAGUAGGCUUGUUGCAUCUCAACAUAUGCAUUUGUUUGUGUUGCUUGUUUUCCCUGCUAGGAUGUUAAUCUUGGGUGCAUAUAGCUUAAUUAGCCUUAGAUGAAUUUAUAAAAUGAUUCAUUAUUUAUUAUUAUGAGGGAGGGAAAGGGAGUGUAUAAAACAAGGGCACAUGGUUAGUUGAAUGUUAGGUGAUUCUUUAUUCAUUGAUUUAUAAAUUUAAAUAUUUUACCAUUUCUUUUGUGUUUCUCAUGAAUCCUGCUUGUAGAGGAAUAUUCCUCAACUAUUAACACGUAAAUUUAAUCAAUUACUAGUAAUUUGUAUUCAAGUGGUGCUUUUAUUAAUCCAAUACUUUAAUGAAAA
Cicer arietinum (chickpea) is the source of this 2529-nucleotide messenger RNA. RefSeq names its product phospholipase A1 PLIP2, chloroplastic. The record is from RefSeq and is a predicted model, not a curated record. Gene Ontology annotation, molecular function: glycerophospholipid phospholipase A1 activity. Lineage: Eukaryota; Viridiplantae; Streptophyta; Magnoliopsida; Fabales; Fabaceae. Gene Ontology annotation, biological process: lipid metabolic process.